This is a messenger RNA of Alternaria burnsii, 1770 nucleotides long. RefSeq lists its product as uncharacterized. Gene Ontology annotation, biological process: tRNA methylation. The coding region runs from base 1 to 1770 and encodes 589 amino acids. Gene Ontology annotation, cellular component: cytoplasm. NCBI's taxonomy places the organism in Eukaryota, Fungi, Ascomycota, Dothideomycetes, Pleosporales, Pleosporaceae. The record is from RefSeq and is a predicted model, not a curated record. The transcript has 2 exons. Gene Ontology annotation, molecular function: tRNA methyltransferase activity.
AUGGAACAGUUGUCAAGCUCGAAAAUCACUCUUAUUGUACCAAAACAACAUGUCAAGACUGUGAAACAGGCGCUCGAACGGGCUGGUCAGCUUGAUCGAAGUAGCAAAAUCACUCCUGAGUCACCGAACAAGAAGAAACACACAGCCACCAGGAAUGUUGUUGUAUCCAGAAACGACAAUGAUCGCGCUGAGCCUGGCCGGUCCUUAGCAGCCACUCCUGCACAUACACCCGUAGCCAUACAGGGACCCCCAAGCUCCUUACACCAGACACAAUUCCCAGAGCUAUGUUCCGAUGCGAUCGGGGGUUGUUUCAUCCACCCGGAAUUUUUCCAAGACAAUUGUCAACUCGAAGACCAAGUAAGAACCUAUCAGAGCUCGAGCCACACGACCACAACCCUUUGUGAUACGAGUGACCGAGUAUCUAGAAGCAAGGAACAGCAACGCAUGUGUAUCCCUACAACCAUCCUUUAUCCUCAGCACUCGGAUGGAUUAGAAAGAAUCUCAGAUGCGCAAAAGAUUAGCGACCUGAAGCUAAGAUUGUUGCAAGAUCUCGCCCUCAGCGGAUUAUCUCAGGACGUUUCGAUCUCACACGAUGCCCCUGUUAAAACCUUGGCCCUAAGACGAACACAUCGGAAUCCAGUUCACAAAGCUCUGGAGGAGUUUCUUACUUCCUUCCUUAAAUUGUUGCCUUCACCGCAAGCACUCACAGUCGAGGCGCUCGUCUCCAGUUUUCCAGAAGGGUAUUCUGUCUACAAUCCAAUGCUUCUCCUUCCACACAAUGCCUUUUCCUCCGCACCGUGGAAAAGCCUCAUUGCCACGCAUGCAGUGAACUCAGACGCGAUGAUACCAUUAUGGCAGAGUAUGGCAGAAGCAGUAGGCGCAACACAUGUCGCCAUGAAUUCUCCUAUACCACUUUCAACCACGACCACGACAGCAUCGUCAGCCGGAAUGACCAAUUCAGAAAACAUACUUCGUAGUCCAGUGAAUUUAACACCUCUAUACGGAGACUUUGGAAGUACGCCAACACCACAAACAAUCUCUGACCCCACCGCAAUAGACUUUGCCAACGCUUUAUGGGUGACUACACGCCAGAAUGGGAUAUGGCAAACCUGGGCUCCGCUCUAUACGAUGUUCAGCCGUGGCAACAUUCGUGAGAAGGCACGAAUCUUGAAUCUGCCUACUCUCACUACUGGUCUUAACACUGCAUCGGCUGCUAUCGAUCUCUAUGCCGGAAUCGGCUACUUUGCUUUCUCAUACAGGAAGAGUAGUAAAGCAUUGGAGAGAGGCAUCAAGCAAGUCUUGUGCUGGGAGCUUAAUCCAUGGAGCGUAGAAGGGUUACGAAGAGGUGCAGAGAUGAAUAGAUGGACAUGUCGAGUGCUUAAACAAGAGGACAUUCUGCGGCUACGACAAAGGGGCCAACCUGGCGACUCAGAUCUCGAGGAUGCAGACUUUGUGGUCCUCGAGACAAGCAACGAGGCCGCUGACCUGGACUACCCGUCACUUCGGUUGCCAAGAUUACCGGUUCGGCAUGUCAAUCUCGGCUUGUUGCCUUCUUCCAAGCUCUCGUGGCGUGUGGCGGUCGCUAUGCUCGAUACAAAACGACAGGGAUGGAUUCAUGUGCACGAAAACGUUGAUGUCAAAGACGUUGACAGCAUGAAAAAUGAAGUAGAGAAGACAUUCCAGGAUUUGCUAUACACCAUCGACGGCGGACAUGAGAGACGGGUCUGUGUGGUUCAUGUGGAGAGGGUGAAAAUGUACGCCCCAGGUUAA